UGGGCGACUCCUUUCUCCCCGGCCCGCGGUUGCCCGGGUGUUCCUCGUGCGCCCCGCGCCCGCGUUCCAGCCUCACCCUCACCGGCGCGAGCGCGUGCACGCGCCUGCGCAGAAACCUGCCGCGUUUCGGAGUUGGGGCGCGCCUAACGGCUGCAGCCGGAGUGCGAGCGGCGAAGGUCCAGGUCCAGGCGACACGUACCCGCCGCUUCCUCCCCCGUUGUCCGUAGGAGGCAGGCAUCCUGGGUUAAAGUUCUAUUGAUGAAACUUUGUGUCUAAAUGGCUGAUCUGGAGAAAGGAAAGAAAAUCUUUGUGCAAAAGUGUGCUGUGUGCCACACCAUUGAAAAAGGUGGAAAACAUAUGGUUGGACCUAACCUCUGGGGUAUUUUUGGGCGUAAAACUGGAUCAGCUGAAGGAUAUCUCUAUUCCGAUGCAAACAAGAACAAAGGGAUCACAUGGGGAGAGAACACCCUAAUGGAAUAUUUGGAGAAUCCCAAAAAAUACAUUCCUGGAACAAAAAUGCUGUUUGCUGGUAUCAAGAAGAAAAGUGAGCGUGCUGACCUUAUUGCUUAUUUAAAGAAAGCAUCAUCAUCAUGAAUAAAAUGCUUGAUUUAAUUUUAAAAUGCAUUUUAUUUUGGUAGUCAUCUGAAAAUUUAGUGAGGCGUUAAUAACUCCAAUAAGUUAUCUGCUUAUCAUUUUCAGUGUCAAUUUGUUACUUGAUUUUAAGUACUGUAUUGGAAGUGAUUUGAUUGUGUCACAAACUUUCAAUUUCUA
This is a messenger RNA of Pristis pectinata (smalltooth sawfish), 771 nucleotides long. RefSeq names its product cytochrome c-like. Gene Ontology annotation, cellular component: mitochondrial intermembrane space. Lineage: Eukaryota; Metazoa; Chordata; Chondrichthyes; Rhinopristiformes; Pristidae. The record is from RefSeq and is a predicted model, not a curated record. The transcript is spliced from 4 exons. Gene Ontology annotation, molecular function: electron transfer activity; heme binding. The coding region runs from base 277 to 594 and encodes 105 amino acids. Gene Ontology annotation, biological process: mitochondrial electron transport, ubiquinol to cytochrome c; mitochondrial electron transport, cytochrome c to oxygen.